Molecule: messenger RNA, 1299 nt
Organism: Eruca vesicaria subsp. sativa (arugula)
Lineage: Eukaryota; Viridiplantae; Streptophyta; Magnoliopsida; Brassicales; Brassicaceae
Source: the annotation of a GenBank genome assembly
AUGGCUUCCGGUGACCAAAGCAAGAAGAGAAAGCAGCGUUACCUCCCUCAGAACAGACCAGCGAAGAAGAAGGGAGCUUACCCUUUAAAGCCUGGAGUACAAGGUUUUUUCAUCUCCUGUGAUGGCGGACGUGAAUACCAAGCUUCUCAGGAAGCUAUUAACGUCAUUGAUUCCUUUUUUGAGGAGUUAGUGCAUGGGACUGGCUUGAAAAUGAAUUCUUCCGGGGUGCUUGAGAAUCCAGUUAACAAAAAGGUUACGUUUUCUUAUAGCGAGGAUGAGGAUGAAGAGGAAGAUGAUGAGGGUAAUAAUGGCGAGGAGGAAGAGGAAAACAAAGAGGUUAAGGAUAAGGAAGAAGUGAGUGAAGGCGGUGAUAGUAAAGUGGAUGAGAAAGAAUUAGUAAGUGAAGGUUCAUGUGAAGUCAAAAAAACUGAAAAGGAAGAAGAAAAAGAAGAAGAGAAACAAGAGAAUGUUGUUGAAGAACCUCCAAAAAAGAAGACAUGUGUGGAAGAAGCAAAAGUAAACGUAAAUGCAGAGAAGUCUAUUGAUAAGUUGAUUGAUGCUGAACUAAAAGAGCUAGGUGACAAGAGUAAGAGACGGUUUAUGAAGUUAGAUCCUGGUUGCAACGGUAUUGUCUUCAUCCAAAUGAAAAGGAGAGAUGGUGAUCCCAGUCCCAAAGAUAUUGUACAGCAUGCAAUGACUUCUGCUGCUGCAACAAAAAAGCAUAUGUCAAGGUUCAUCCUAAGAAUUUUACCAAUUGAAGUCGCGUGUUACCCUUCAGAGGAAGAAAUUUCAAGAGCCAUCAAGCCUCUUGUAGAACAGUAUUUUCCCGUUGAGACUGAUAACCCCCGGAAAUUUGCUGUUUUGUAUGGAGCACGUGCAAACACAGGCCUUGAUAGGAUGAAAAUUAUAAACACUGUGGCGAAAUCUAUUCCUGCUCCUCACAAAGUUGAUUUGAGUAACCCGGAGAUGUCUAUCGUGGUUGAAAUUGUUAAGACAGUGUGCUUAAUUGGGGUGGUGGAGAAGUACAAGGAGCUCGCAAAGUACAAUCUCAGGCAGCUCACGUCUACCAAGUGAUGCAACUUUAUUUUUCUGCUAUGUUUUGUUGCUCAAAGACUAAGAUGCUAUGUGUUUUUAUUGGUAGUGUCAUAGACUGUUUUCUUACAUUGUCUGAUCAGAUCAGUAAGCAUUUUUCUUAAAUUAAGCAGACUGUCUAGCAUCAAAAAUGUCGGUGUAACUCAGAUUUUACUGUGUUGAAUCAAACAAAACCAUAAAUUUUAAGGAACUGAAUUUGAGUUGUUU